This is a messenger RNA of Sordaria macrospora k-hell, 333 nucleotides long. RefSeq lists its product as uncharacterized. The record is from RefSeq and is a predicted model, not a curated record. NCBI's taxonomy places the organism in Eukaryota, Fungi, Ascomycota, Sordariomycetes, Sordariales, Sordariaceae.
AUGUCGUCAAACCCUCCUCCGUGGCGCCAACAAGGCCCCCUUAGUGGCACCACCUGUCCAGUCCACCACAACCACAACCACAGCCCCAACCCCAACCAAGAGGCCACGGGUCUGGAGCGCGGGACAAUCAUCCGCGGUGAGGUCUGGCAAUACCUCUUGAGCCUCAAGCCGGAUCUCGGACUGCCCCCAGGCGUGGCAAACAUCAAGGCCAUGCGCGACCUCCUCGCCCUUCCGCGCAAGCGCGACUUGCCCAAGACCUGGCAGACUCGACUGGCCCAGAAGGGAAUCACGGGUCCUAAAAUGUUGCGCCAGAUUGCCUCCUACCUCGUCUGA